Diatraea saccharalis (sugarcane borer) is the source of this 918-nucleotide messenger RNA. Lineage: Eukaryota; Metazoa; Arthropoda; Insecta; Lepidoptera; Crambidae. The record is from the annotation of a GenBank genome assembly.
AUGCCACCAAUAAACAAAAACGCUACAGAAGAACAUCGUCGAGCACAACAACGACUGUGUAAAAAGAGAAAAUACUUAGAAAUAAAAAAUGAUCCUGAGUUAUUAGCAAUUGAACAAGAGAAAAGGCGCAAUAAGCAUAAGAAAAGAAAGGAAGAAGGUAAAAUCAAAUCUAUAAAGAAACGCACUCCACGAGCUCAACGUGAGCAAAGAAAGAAACGGAAGGAAAAUUCCAAAAAGUACAGACAAAUGAAAAAACAAGAAGAAACGACGGCGAUGCCUCCAUUUGAACCAGUUUUAAUAGAAGCUGCAGAAGACGAUAAAACCGAUGGUGUUAAGAUAGAGGGACAGAUCAAAACAGAGAGACAACAUGAUCCAUUGCAUCAAAUGUCUCCUGCUAUCAAGGCGGUGGUAAGAAGAAGAGAAUUUUCGGCGUUACAUGGCACAUCACAUACACCCACUGCUCUAGCUGAAGAGCUAAAGAGGAUAGUACAAAAGUGGAAUAUUGAAGGUAAAAUUCUACUCGCUGUGUCGGACAAUGGAGCUAACAUAAAAUGUGCCAUAGAAAAGUAUUUGGGAUGGAAACAUUUCAAUUGUUAUUUAAACCUAGUAGUAUAUAAGGCAUUAGAACAUGAGAAAAUUACAAAUAUAAUAGACAACGCUAAAGCAAUUGUUGCGUAUUUAAAAAAAAGUAAUGUGGCCUGGGAAAAAUUAAAGCGCUACUUAGAACAAGCUGGAAAACCUAUCAAACGGCCUCUUCAAGAAGUUCCAACAAGAUUUAAUUCAAAAUAUUACAUGCUUGAGCGACUGUUGGAAUUAAAGGAUGAAAUAAAUAGUGCUCUUUCUAAUUUAAAUGCCAGCGUUCCAAUAUUAUCUGCUCAUGACUGGGAUAUAAUUCAAAAACUGCUGCUAGUUUUAUAG